Molecule: messenger RNA, 313 nt
Organism: Sabethes cyaneus
Lineage: Eukaryota; Metazoa; Arthropoda; Insecta; Diptera; Culicidae
Product: small integral membrane protein 8
Exons: 2
Coding region: 10-285 (91 amino acids)
Source: RefSeq, a predicted model, not a curated record
AAAAAAAAAAUGGAUCCGCAGCAAUCUAAGAACACACAAAAAUCUGCUGCAACUCCUGGUGAUGGGAUACGUUCAAUGCGCUCGACAAACGUUUUUCGGGCUAUAAACUUCGAACUGUAUGCUAAACCGAAUGCCAUUAUCAUGGGAAUCGGAUUGGUGGCGAUUGGCAUAACCUUUGGCUACAUUGCCUUUAUGCGAGCAAAAUACGAAGGUCUUGGGUAUUACACGGCCAUUCAAGAGGAUGGAAAGGAAAUUUUUGUAAAGAAAAAGUCAAAAUGGGAAUAGUUGAUUUGAAAAUAUACCAGUGCUGAUA